Pleurotus ostreatus (oyster mushroom) is the source of this 1338-nucleotide messenger RNA. RefSeq lists its product as uncharacterized. Lineage: Eukaryota; Fungi; Basidiomycota; Agaricomycetes; Agaricales; Pleurotaceae. Gene Ontology annotation, molecular function: nucleotide binding. The record is from RefSeq and is a predicted model, not a curated record. The transcript has 6 exons. Bases 1 to 1338 code for a protein of 445 amino acids.
AUGUCUAAACCCUUCGGAGGAAGAAUUGCUAUAGUAGGCACUGGGAGCCGUGCUGCGAUGUUCGUCCGUGGGAUCGUGGAGCGGCCUGAAACUAGUCGUGUUGUGGCGCUCUGCGAGCCCAACACUGUUCGCGCCGCGUAUUACAACGACCUCCUCAAGUCUCUGCGCGCGCCGGAAGUCCCUGUGUACCCGCCCGAUGCAUUCAAGGAGAUGCUGCAGAAGGAGAAGGUUGAGGCGGUUGUUAUCACGUGUAUCGACGCGCUUCACGAUCUGUAUAUUGUCCCAGCAUUGGAGGCAGGAGUUCGCGUCCUGACGGAGAAGCCGAUGACUACCGACGUCGAGAAGUGCCGUCGCAUUCUCGAAACUGUGAAUCGUACCAACAGCCCCAUCAUUGUGACCUUCAACUAUCGUUACAACCCCGUCCACGAACUCAUCAAACGCACGAUUGCCGAAGGGAAAAUCGGCAAAGUGCUAUCUGUCCACUUCGAAUGGCUGCUCGACACCGUCCAUGGAGCCGACUACUUCCGGCGCUGGCACCGUCAGAAGGAGAACUCCGGCGGCCUUAUGGUCCAUAAAUCGGGCCACCACUUCGACUUGGUAAACUGGUGGAUCGACGCCGAACCUGUGACGGUUGCAGCCAUGGGCGGGUUGACGUUUUACGGAGAUAAAGCUGGGAAGGCAAGUGGGUGGGCCAGAGAUUAUGAGCGCGCCAGAGGUAGCGAGGCCGCGAAAAGCGAUCCGUUCGCUAUCAAUUUAGAAGCCGACCCUACGCUCAAGAAGAUAUACGCCGAUGCCGAAAGCGUGGAUGGGUAUUACAGAGACCAGAACGUUUUCGCGCCUGGAAUCGGGAUCGAGGACGACAUGAGUUUACUCGUCAAGUACAACAACGGCGCUACGAUGACAUACCAUCUAACGGCCUAUUCACCUUGGGAAGGGUACCGUGUAAACUUCAAUGGUUCGCAAGGUCGCCUUGAGCUGGAGGUGGUCGAGUCGGAGUACCGUCUCCCUGUCGACGUCUCCCAGAUGGACGGGCUAAUUCAUGGGACCGAAUCCCUUCCUCACGCCGGCGGCGUACGCGUCACGCUACAGAACCUCUGGCAAAAACCUGUCCAGCUCCCAGUAAAGGUCGAUCACGGCUCGCAUGGAGGGGGGGACACACGCAUGUUGAGCGUCCUUUUUGGACCGUUGCCUGGACAGGCUGUCGACCAAGGCGACGCGGCGAAGCAGGGGGCCACGGAGAGAGACGGCGCGCUGGCGUUGGCGGUUGGGUUGUUGGCGAACAAGAGCUUUAAAAGCGGCAAGUUCGAGCAUGUGAAGGAUCUGGAGCUCCCGUUGUAA